Xiphias gladius (swordfish) is the source of this 1997-nucleotide messenger RNA. RefSeq names its product chromosome 24 C18orf21 homolog (gene rmp24). The transcript has 5 exons. The coding region runs from base 280 to 981 and encodes 233 amino acids. The record is from RefSeq and is a predicted model, not a curated record. NCBI's taxonomy places the organism in Eukaryota, Metazoa, Chordata, Actinopteri, Istiophoriformes, Xiphiidae.
GUUCCGCAGUGCUCCUGACUUACUCAGUUUCCCACAAUGCAUCGCACGCAACGUCAGAAUCUCGCGACCCAACGUGGGUUUCUCCCUUGUAGCAACCCAGCGGCAAAGUUAGUUGUACCUGGAUUAAAAUGAAGACAUUUUCCACCUUUCUUCGCCGUUGCUGAUCAAGUCGUGUGUGUGGACGCUCUUUUGGCCUCCGUUCCCAACUUGCUGGCCACCAAGACGAGGAAGACGUUUUAACAGCGGAGUUUAACACGUCGUAGGAGGACACUCUCUAAAAUGAAGACUCCCCCUGACGGAACAUCCGUCAGCUUUCUGUUCGACGCUUCUCUGCUGUAUAAAGAAACAUGCCCGGAGCUGUCACGGUUCUUCCUGCAGUGGCCUGUGAAUGCGAAUGUGAACACAUUACCAAAGCAGAAAUCCUCCAGUCUGUUGCAGAGCACCUUCGUGUGUCCAUACUGUUAUCAGUGGCUGCAGCCUGACAACCACCGGAUGAGACUGCGGCCCAAGCAGCGUCCAUCAGCACGGGUGCAGAGCGUCCUGCGCAGAAAGGCCAGGGGCAAACGACUCAGCCUGGUGCAGAAAAAUCUGCUGCACCACUUCCAAAAGUCCUCCUCAGUACUGAUGGCCACCUGCCACACUUGCAAUAAGACUUCCAGACACAAAGGAAUGAACAGGGACUUCAUAGCUACCCUUGCUAAGACCCACAGCACCCCAGGGAGCGCUGGCAAACACAAGACUCCACAGUCAACCAGCAGGUCCAACAUGACUACCCCCAAGACUCCUGGCAAAGACAAGACACCUGUUCAUACACCUAGGUCUUCCACUUCUUCUAAAACCUCAGGGUCAGGCUCAUCUUCCUCCAAGCCUCCCUCUAAACCUAAAAAUUGGGUCGUCCAGCGUCUCAGCAAGAUUCUCAUGCGAGAGGACAACCAGGGCAGCAAGAAGGGGGGCUUGAAAGAUUUUCUUUCCUCACUUUGAGUAUCGCUUAUAAACUCAAGGGGUAAGACCCAUGUUGUAACCCCUUUAAACCAAAGGCUAAGGGGGGGCUAAUUACUUUGGUUUCCGAGCCUGUGUGGGAACGGUUAGUUUGCCCACCAACAUAACCAUUGUUGGGCUGUUUGGAGUAGCACUCCUGGAGUCCUCCUGAAUACAGAAACUGGGAGCACCGGGCUGGUUAUUUCAGCUAUUAAUCAGGGUUAUUGCAUCCUCUGCUGAGCCUGUUGGAGGAGAAUCCUUCUUUUGUUUAAUUUAGGACAUGGCUCUUGCCUCUAAACUGGGGAUAUCACUUUAAGUGGAAUGUUUGAGGAAUUAUUCAGUAUUUAUCAAAUGGCUGAAACAUCACAGGAAGCCCAUCUUUGGGGUUUGUGGCAUGAAAAGCUGGUUUACGACAAUAUCCUUCUCCAUUUUGGAUUUUUCUAAAGUUACAAUUAUACAUUGUAUAAUAAAUAUAAAACUAUGUGGCAUUCAUGCUACUUGAUGUUAAAACUUUUCUAUUUGAAUGUAUUUAGUCAUUUUAUUUUUUGGCCCUUUCCAGGGGGAAGAUGUGUCUGUAUAUUGUGAUGGCACUUGCUAAACGUGACAGAUUUCACUAACAUGCUGUAAAUAUGUUGUUGACACUGUGGCAUUCUUGUACAUGCAUACAAAUCAUUUUGAGACCGUGCAAGUCACUAAUGAAGAUAAUUGUAAUUAUCAUCUAAAAUGGGACUCAUAAGUUGUUGUUGUUUACAUUGAAUAGGCACAUUCGCCUAAAACAUGUACACAAAGAGUUACUGACAAUACAUAUUGUCAAGGCUUUCAAUUUUCUUUUAAUAUUUUCCUUGGCUAUGUAUUAGUGAAUGAUUACUCUCAUCAUCUUUUUGUUAAGAGCAAGAAUUUAAAUGGUUUUUUUUUCAUUUUAUACUGCUUGACUACCUACCUGAUUUCCGUUAGCUGUUCAAUGUACAGUAUGUGUUUAAAUCCUGAAAUACCUCACAUUUGUAUCUCACCCAUAUCUU